Malassezia globosa CBS 7966 is the source of this 576-nucleotide messenger RNA. RefSeq lists its product as uncharacterized. Gene Ontology annotation, molecular function: phosphate transmembrane transporter activity. The record is from RefSeq and is a predicted model, not a curated record. The transcript has a single exon. NCBI's taxonomy places the organism in Eukaryota, Fungi, Basidiomycota, Malasseziomycetes, Malasseziales, Malasseziaceae. The coding region runs from base 1 to 576 and encodes 191 amino acids. Gene Ontology annotation, cellular component: mitochondrial inner membrane. Gene Ontology annotation, biological process: mitochondrial phosphate ion transmembrane transport.
AUGAACGGCACAUCGUCACUGACUCCUGACUUUACGACGGCGAACUAUGUGCAAUUCUUCGCUGCCGGUGGUCUUUGUGCGACAAUUACGCACGGCGGUCUUACGCCAAUUGAUGUGGUCAAGACGCGCCUGCAGCUAGAACCGGCAGGCACGAAAGAAACCAUGCUGAGUAUGGCAAAAAACAUCGAUAGACAUGAUGGUCCAGGUGGACUGCUAGCAGGGUUUGGACCAACAGCUGUAGGCUACUUGAUUCAGGGUGGCUCGAAGUUCUGUGGUUACGAGUUUUUUAAGAAACAUGCCAUCGACUGGCUGGGCAGCCGUGAGAAGGCGCUGGAAUACCGCCAGGCCAUAUACCUUGGCUCGGCUAGUUGCGCGGAGGUGAUUGCCACGACCCUCUUGACACCAUUGGAGGCUGCACGCAUUCGCAUGGGGUCUGAACGAGGCUUCGCAAAGGGGGUCGUUAGUGCGCUGACACGUCUGUUCCGAGAAGACGGCAUCCGUGGAUACUACGCAGGCUAUAUCCCCAUCUUGUUACAAGCAAGUCCCUUAUGCUAUCGGCCAGUUCUACACGAAUGA